This is a messenger RNA of Chaetomium globosum CBS 148.51, 1284 nucleotides long. RefSeq lists its product as uncharacterized. The coding region runs from base 1 to 1284 and encodes 427 amino acids. The transcript is spliced from 8 exons. The record is from RefSeq and is a predicted model, not a curated record. NCBI's taxonomy places the organism in Eukaryota, Fungi, Ascomycota, Sordariomycetes, Sordariales, Chaetomiaceae.
AUGGCCGAGGACAAGGCAAUGUUCCAGCACAUGGAAACCUUCCAUCCCGAAGGUGAAGGGGACUUGAGCUCACAUUCCGUUGGUGUGAAAGAAGACGACAACUCGUCUACCAGACCCAGCACUGCUGAAGACGUUUCAUACGUUGAGUGUCCUAUUGACGGAUGUGGGGAAAUUCUUCUGCUUCAAGAAUUGGACUACCACCUUGAGCUCCAUUCCGAAGAAUCGGGCCAUCACCUCCAGGAAGAAGGGGCGUCAGUACCGGUACCGCAUGCCAAAACUGAGGCAACUCCUCCUUCUGGGCCGUCGAGGGCUCAUCGUGAGGCAGAAAGGCACCGUCGGUCGGACCGUGAGCCCGAGAAGAACGAUCGCCAAGCCACAGCUGUCUCGGCGUGGAAACGGCUGCUCAGGAUGCCUGGGUCAUCGACUGCCCAUAGAAUUCUGUCGUCAAGACGGCCACAGAAUGAGGAUACUUCAUCAGGGCAUUCCAGCCGCGGUAAACGGCUUGGUAAAGCCCAACUUGGAAAAUACGCACAUGAGGACCGUAUGCCGGACUGGCUGGUAGUGAUGCUCAAGAAGAACGGCCAGGUCACGUCUCAAGGUGUCAUCUCUGUGUUAGCGCUGCUGCUGGAGCAGAGCCCGUCGACAAAGUACGCCUAUCUCUGCCAUCCGUCCGUACAGCAUGUCUCAAAAUUGAAGCGGGAGGUUGAUGCCAAGCUUCAGGGCCACGAACAGUUCCACGGUACUAUCCCGUCCAUUUUCCAAAUUCAAGAGUGGAUCGAAACCGCCUGGGACCAAGGUAUCAACCCUCAAGGUCGCCUCGAGACGGGCGGAAUCAGGGGAACGAGGAAGUACAUUGGUACGCCGGAGGCGUUGGCCGUGUUCCGCCUCCUAGAUAUCCCGUGCGAUGCCGAGGGGGUGAAACACAAGGAGCCUGGCAAGUCCGAGGCGCUGCUCAUGGAAUAUGUCGAGAACUACUUCCAGUCGGGCGUCGAGGACCCCGAGCAACAAAUUCGUCAGACCAACCUGCCCCCGCUUUACUUUCAGCAUGCCGGCCACUCGCUUACGAUCGUCGGCUUUGAGAAACUUAAGAAUGGGCCCAAACAGCUGAUCGUCUUCGACCCCUCCUUUCACGACUCAUCGUAUAUUGUGCGCCUCGUGGGCAAGACCUUCACCCAUCCCAUGCCGGAUCUGGCGCUGAAGCCGUAUCGGAGGGGAAGUCGCUACCUCAAAGCUUACAAGGAGUUUGAGUUGUUGAGAAUACUACCCGGGCCGCCGGCGGUCUGA